AUGUCUUCUCCUACAACCAUUUUCACACCUCUUCAGAUUGGUGACAUCACCAUCUCGAACCGCAUCGGGAUGUCCGCCCUCACGAGGAACCGUGCAGGUAACGGCGGUGUUCCCACAGAGCUCAUGGCCGAGUACUAUGCUCAACGCGCUGCCGGAGGCGCUGGGUUGAUUAUCUCUGAGGGAACCCUGAUCACUCCGCAAGGCACGGAAUGGCCCGACGCACCUGGCAUGUGGGUCCGAGAACAGAUGGAAGGCUGGAAGAAAGUAACUGACGCAGUCCACCGCGAGGGUGGUUACAUCUAUUCGCAGUUGUGGCACGUUGGCCGUCUGGCCCGUCCUGAGGGCGUUUUUGCUAAUGCCAUUUUGCAGCCUGUUUACGCACCAUCUGCCAUUCCUGCUCGAGGUGGAAAAUAUCGUCACCUUCCCGAUCAACCGGGCCAUGGAACGCCAACCGCCAUCGAUGAUCCUUGGACUGUUGUUAAAGAGUACCGAAAGGCUGCCUAUAAAGCUAAAGCAGCUGGGUUUGAUGGUGUAGAACUCCACGCGAGCGGGUCCCUCAUCGCUCAGUUCUUGGACGCAAGCUCUAAUCAACGUACGGACCAGUGGGGCGGAAGCGUUGAAAAUCGGGCUCGCUUUGGUCUCGAGGUUCUUAAGCAACUUAUUGCCAUGUUUGGCCGGAAUGUUUCUCUGAAAGUUAGCCCGACUGGAGGUUACGGGGAUCUUGGGUCAGGAUUCCAAAACAUCGAGACAUAUCGUUACUUCCUCUCUGAGGCUGACAAGCUCAACUUGUCAUAUAUCACCUUGCGUCGAUACUCGCCCCUUCUCGAUGCAGAGUUCGAUGGAAAGAAACGAGCCACGGUUCACGAUGUUCUCGAAUCAUACCGUCCGUGUAUUAAACAUGCCAAAGUAUUUUUGAACGCCAACGUCACAGCUGAGGAGGGCGCCAAGCUGGUAGCAGAUGGCAGCGUUGACGGGAUAUUCAUCGGUUUCAGCUGGAUAACCCACCCCGAUCUCGCCAAACGUAUUCAACACGGGAAACCUCUAGACAACAUUCCCGACAUCCCCCAUUUGCAAAAGGGUGGAGCCCAAGGAUAUACCAAUUACCCAACUGCCGUAUAUUGA
Messenger RNA from Laccaria bicolor S238N-H82, 1122 nucleotides. RefSeq lists its product as uncharacterized. NCBI's taxonomy places the organism in Eukaryota, Fungi, Basidiomycota, Agaricomycetes, Agaricales, Hydnangiaceae. The transcript has 9 exons. The coding region runs from base 1 to 1122 and encodes 373 amino acids. Gene Ontology annotation, molecular function: oxidoreductase activity; FMN binding. The record is from RefSeq and is a predicted model, not a curated record.